Molecule: messenger RNA, 1071 nt
Organism: Henningerozyma blattae CBS 6284
Lineage: Eukaryota; Fungi; Ascomycota; Saccharomycetes; Saccharomycetales; Saccharomycetaceae
Exons: 1
Coding region: 1-1071 (356 amino acids)
Biological process (GO): endoplasmic reticulum membrane organization
Cellular component (GO): plasma membrane; endoplasmic reticulum membrane
Molecular function (GO): FFAT motif binding
Source: RefSeq, a predicted model, not a curated record
AUGUCAGGCUUGGUAGAAAUCAAACCAGAAAUUUUACAAUUUUCAUCCCCAUUGACUGUUCAAUCCACUGAAUAUGCUCAAAUCACUAAUAAUUCUACCGAAACUAUUGCAUUCAAAGUUAAAACUACUGCUCCAAAAUUCUAUUGUGUUAGACCAAACGCUGCUUUAGUUAAGCCUGGUGAAACAAUCGAAAUCCAAAUCAUUCUAUUAGGUUUGGCUGAAGAACCAACAGAUGUUAAUUUCAAAUGUAAAGAUAAAUUCUUAGUCAUCACCUUACCUGCUCCUUACGAGCUACCUGCAGAUAAAUCAGUCGCAGAUAUUUGGUCUGAUUUAGAAACAGAAUUCAAAGCUAAGUCAGUCUCCAAAAAGAUUAAAGUCAAAUUCGCAAUAAACCCAAAUAUUCAACCUCCUGUAGCUCCUCAAGCUGCAAAUGCUCCGGCUGUUAUUUCUCCAGUUGCCGCUGCUGCUCCAGUUGCUGCUGCCGCUGCUCAAAAUGCCGCUGCUCCAAUUGCUGCCGCUCUUCCUGCUGCUGCCGCUGCCGCUGCUGCUCCAAUUGCUGCCACUAUUCCAGCACAAGUUGCCCCAGUAGUUGCUCCAAUUGUAUCUGCUGAAGUUCCAUUACAACAAAAUUAUGAACAAAUACCACAACCAGAAGUACAAAACAAUUAUUUAAAUGAAACUAUUAACGCCAUUCCAGCUACAAAUACUACUGCUUACGAACAAAGAGAUCUAUCCACUCAAGAACCACAGUACGAACAACAAUACGAACAACAAUACGAACAACAACAGCAACCACAACAACAAUCAUACGAACAACAAUAUGAACAACAACAAGAACCACAACAGGAAUCACAGCAAGAAGAAAAAGUUGUAGUUGAUAAUGAUGAUGAUGAAACCGAACUUCCAAAUAACUCAUAUUCAGAAGAUGAACCAGUAGCAAACUCCACCACUACUGGUGCUUCCAAUUAUGGUACUCCAAUUACUCAAACCGAAAAUGAAAGUGGUAUUAACACCUCUUUAUUAGCAGUGGUUGCUUUGAUCGCUAUCCUAUUGGGUUGGUUGUAUUAUUAA